GAUUAGUAAACUAAUGUCAAAUCUGGAUAUUGUUUUCUACCGACUGUCAUUUUGUACGAUUCAUAUGUUUUAUAUAUUUGAGUGAGUGUGAAAUAAUAUAUCUUAUAUUCCUCCAAAUGCAGUUUAAAUCAGAUUCGUUAAGAGAGAUGAGCUGCUCAGACGACAACUCCGCAUGCAUACCCCUUCAAAAUAUAUCUAAUCUUAUGAACCGCAAGGACAAGUGUUGUAGAGCUUGCAUGAAGAAGGGAAAAUGCAACCACUGGACUCUAGUUGUGAUGCAAGAAAAGGAACUUUCAAAUCUAAAGGUCCUGUUAGCGAGUACGAAGAGAGAUUUUGAAAAUCUGCAGUCUCAGCUACAAAGUGAUCUGAAGCAACUUGGUAGGCAACUUUUUUUCUGAAAACAUACCUAUCUAUAUGUCUAUAUCGACUAUCGUUUCUAUAAUUUGA
Molecule: messenger RNA, 447 nt
Organism: Capsicum annuum
Lineage: Eukaryota; Viridiplantae; Streptophyta; Magnoliopsida; Solanales; Solanaceae
Product: kinesin-like protein KIN-14L
Exons: 3
Coding region: 117-398 (93 amino acids)
Source: RefSeq, a predicted model, not a curated record